This is a messenger RNA of Callithrix jacchus (white-tufted-ear marmoset), 3596 nucleotides long. The record is from RefSeq and is a predicted model, not a curated record. Lineage: Eukaryota; Metazoa; Chordata; Mammalia; Primates; Cebidae.
CCAGUGCUCACCGCCAAACAGACGUGGGCCCCGGAGUGGGUGAGACGAGACCCCCAUGUGGAAGGGGGGCCUCCUGAGUACCAGGCCCGUGUGGCAAAACCAUCCCGCAGACAUGGGAGAGUCCAGGGCCCUGGCCACCCCACCCUCCCGAGUCGGCGUCUGUGCCAAGCUGAGGAAGGACAGUGGGCCCUGCCCAGCAGCAGCAGCCGCCCGGGGGUGGGGCUGCCGGGGCACAAUAAGCCCAGCUCGCCCGCAGCAGGACUGGGGGUCCUGGUGGGGAAUGAGGCAGGGCAGGCAAGCUUGGCAAGAAGGGGCCACUCCUGGCCCAGGCAGCUGGAUGUGGCUUCCGGAGAAACUUGGGGGUGAGUGGAGACAGACCAGCGCAGGCAGGGCUGAGUCUGAGGCCAGGGUGGAGAGGGACCCUGACCCCACACCCAGGGUCACCCAGUGCCUCACCCUCCCUGAGAGGGUGGGCUGCGCCCAGCAGCCCAGGAGGCCGCGGGCAGAUCUGUACGGACUGUGGUGACACCGGCUCCACAGAGCCCUCAGAUGCUGGAGAAGAGACUCUGCCACGUGGUCUGCCCCCUCAGGGCCAGCAAGAUAAGGGGGUCCUUCCUGGGCUGGGUUUCCGAAGCAGGGACACAGGCUGGGCCCCCAGUUCCUUCUGGGAGGCCGUGCCGUGACCCCACUGCACAGCUGAGCAGCCAAGGGCCUUGAAGGUGGCUUCUGCCCCCACAGCUCCUCUGCCAUGGGGGUCUCGGGGCUGCACUGUGAGGACACAGAGCCAGAGGCAUCUGGUGGAGGGAGAAGGAGCUCCCACAGUGCGCCUGCCUCUCACACGAGUGCAACACACACACACACACACGUUCACACAUCAACACAUCACGCCCAUGCUCGUCCCACCACACACCCUGGACUCAGGCCCAGGCUGUGCACAGGUGGCCGGUGCUGUGAGCCUCCAGAAGUUCCUCCAUGUUCUCUGGCCUCAAGAAGGCCCCGACAGUGUGGGUCACAGGUCCACCCCAGGACCCGGGUACCCCAGCUCCUGCUCCCGCCGGGACCCUCACGGCCAGCCUUAUUGCAGGUUUCCUUCGGAGCUCAACCCUCACCCUCCUCCUGUCCCUCGCCACCCACUGUUCUGGGCCCCAGGCCAAGGGUCUUUGCCCAGGAGGGACGGAUGCCAGCAGGGCCGACCUGUGGGCCAGUGCCAACCGCUCCCAGCUGCAAGGCUUCUGGUGCCAGCCGGCCAGCCAGCUGCCCCGGGACCAGCUCUCAGCCCUGAUCCGGAGGCUGGCCUCAUUGCAGGUGCCCCUCCAGGCCUGGCAGCUCAGCUGCCUGGCCAACUUGGCAUCACGCUGCGGCCUCCAGGACGACUUCAGGCUCCACCCGCCCAGCCUGUUGCUCUUCUACAAGUGAGUGCCUGCCCCCUGCCGGGGCCCCAACGCCCCUGGUCACCUCAGGGCUGCUGGGAGGUCCAGCCCUGUCCCCCAGGACGGCCUGACAGCCUCCCACCCACUUGCAGCCUGAGCCAGGUGCGAGCAGCCGACUGCAGGGCCUUCAUCCACCGCGCCGCCCAGGGGGACGUGGAGCUGCUGGACCACCUGCCUGACCAGAGGGUCACCCUGUGGCGUGUAGCCCUGGCCUGCCUGGGGGGGCCCCUCCCUCGGCUCAGAGCCUCUGACCUGCAGCUGCUCGGGGUCCUGGUGUGUGACAUGGACGCAUCCAGCAUCACCACCGCAGACCCCCGUGUGCUGGAGAACCUGCAGCGCUGCCCCCAGCUGACGGCCGACCAGCGCACUGCCCUCAACUCCCUGCUGGCUGGUGGGAGAACCCAGCUUGGGCCCCCUGGCUCCUGGACAGUGGAGGAGCUGCAGGCCCUGGGCCCCCUGGCUACUUACAUCAGCUCCCACCUGUGGGCACAGGUGCAGGAGGCCGUGGGCCUGGGCUUCUUCCACAGUGUGGUGGCUGCAUGCCGGACAGGGAGGCUCAGCCAGCACGAGGCCAGGCGCUUCGUCUCCAGCUUCCUGGAGUCCAAGGCCAAACCGUUGUCCUCCGGGGGCAGGCUCCGCACAGGGAGAGCCUGCGUCCGAGGCAACAUCACGGCCGCCACCCUGCGGGACGACCUCUUCCUGGUGCACUAUGACUGUGCGCAGCUCGAGUCCUGCCUGGACAGCCGCGUCCUCACAGCCAACCUGGACCCCCUGCUGCAUCACCCGCUCCCCGCCGAGUGCCAGCGCGUGGUCAAGGCCAAGCUCACACAGAUCUACCCUGGAGGCCUCCCGGAGGACCAGCUACGGCUCAUCACCUCGCUGGUCUACCUCUACUCAGGCCCCGAGAUUGGCCAGUGGAAUAUCACCUCCAGCGACACGGUCGUGGCUCUGCUGGCCCCAGACGUGGCCCUGGAGAACCAGACGGAGGUGAGGGCACGGGGGCAGGUGGGUGGGCAGGUGGGCGGCCCGAGCCCCAGUCUGCCCCACUGGCCCUGCCCCUGCCCCCAGGCCGUGCUACAGACGUUUCUGGAUCACAAUGGCACAGUCUCCAGCGCCUUGCUGCUGGCCGUCGGGGGUGCCCGCCUGUGCUGGAUGAGUCCUCAGCAGAUCCAGACCAUCCGUCCCCAGGAGCUCCGGCUGGCCGGGGCCCUGGAUGUCUCCUCCUGCCCCCAGAGCCGGAAGGAUGUGCUCUAUGCCAAGGCCCAGGAGGCCUUCGGCAGCAGCAGGACCCCAACAGCCUACUACGGCCUCAUGCGCCCUUACCUCGGCGGUGCACCGGCGGAGGAGCUGCGGCAGCUGGCCCAGGCCAACAUCUCCAUGGACAUCGACACCUUCGCCAGCCUGAACCCCCAUGUGCUGCAGAGCCUGGAUGUCGGCACCGUGAUUGCGCUGCUGGGUCCCAAUGUGGGGGACCUGCAGAAGGCACGCAGCCACCCCACCGUCAGGUCCUGGCUCCGCAGCCUCAGUAGCUCCGCCCUAGGCCAGCUGGGUCUGGACACUGACCCCGCCAGCCCCAGCGGCUCAGCCCACGCCACCAGCGGGCCCCCCAGCACCACCCCCCAGGCACCCCAUCCGGCCCACACCUCGGGCCUGCCUGGGAACGCUGCCCAGGCCUCCACCUCAGGCAGCCUGUGGGCCCCCCUGGGGUACCUGCCCCUGGCAGUGGCCCUGCCCUCCAGCCUCCUGUGGCUGCUGCACUGGGGAACCUCAGGACCGGUCCCACUCUGCUCCCCAGGGUACCCUGGGUUCUGUGGACAGCGCUGCCUCGGGGUGGCUAGGUUCACAGGGGUCAGGAGCAGGAAAAACAGGGCUGCUGGGUGCAGCAGGAUGCCCACUUGGGCUGAGGGGCAGGCUCUAAGCCCCCAACCAACUUGAGCCCCACCUCCUAGGCCGUGCCGCCCAUCCCCUCCUCCAGGCCCUGGGAGCUGGACUGAGGACUAGGCCUAGAGGAGGUGCCUCACACAUCCACAUCCACAGGCCCAGGCUGCCCACAGAAGACGCUGCCCGGUCCCUGCAGGAGGGCGUGGGCAGGGCCGUGGGCGGGGGCUGGGGCUUCGAGCCACUGACUGUGAUGGUGGAUAUGAAUUAAAGUCCAGGUUGGUGUUC